AUGGCGAGCUUUAACGAGUUUGGGUCUGGGAUGUUGGAUAAGAUCAACGCGAUGGUGUCGCAGACGGUGGACUUGGACGUCGUGGAGGUCGUGGAAGAGGACGUGUACGAACGACCGAAGCCGAAGUUUAAGGCGCCAGCGUUUGGAGGACGAAAGGAGCCCGUGGAGGCGCCGAAGGAGAAGAAGGAGCGCGCGGGAAGGGCGCCGUCGUUUGGUUUCGGCGGGCGCGUGAGUCGAAGCGUCGACGAGGAAAAGGUGGAGGAAGAGCCGAAGCCGAAGUCGAGUGGGUUCGGGGCGAUUCUAGAGCGGAGUGCGAGACGGCUGGAUAAGACGAGGGAGAUUUUAGACGAGGACGUGAAGAGGGGGGAGGCGGCGAGGAUGAAGUUGCGCGCGGGACGGGAAGGCGGUAAAGCCGUCGCGGCCAUCGCCGGGGACAGCCGUUUGGCUGCGGAUGGCACGUGGACGCUCACGUCGGUCGUGGAAGAAGGUACAAAUGGUAAGAAAUUACCUUCGUUGAAGAUCAAGCGCGGCGAGUCGAAAAUUAUCGGUCGUGCGAAGGGGCCUGGGGUGGACUUGGUCGUCCCGCUGCCGUGCGUCAGCACUGUGCACUGCGAACUCGAGACCGAGGGCAACAAGCUUUACAUCACCGAUCUCGGCUCGACGAACGGCACCUACGUAGAAGGUUUCGAGGUUAAGCAGAACAGGCGAUUCCGUAUCUUCAACGGCGCCCAAGUGCGACUCGGCGCCGAAAACUUCAACGGCGAGCCGUACGCCACGUUCAAGGCUUCGUUGUCGGGCGCCAAGGAGUUAGAGAAAGAUUCCGAGUACGGUCAGUUGAACUACUUUAUUGAGUUCUUGGGCGGUCCCCAAGUCGUGGUCAACUUCUUGUUCAUCAACUUUGCCUUCCAAAUGACCUUCUUCUUCAUCAUCACUUCGCAAUAG
Messenger RNA from Ostreococcus lucimarinus CCE9901, 942 nucleotides. RefSeq lists its product with no specific name. The coding region runs from base 1 to 942 and encodes 313 amino acids. Gene Ontology annotation, molecular function: protein binding. The record is from RefSeq and is a predicted model, not a curated record. Lineage: Eukaryota; Viridiplantae; Chlorophyta; Mamiellophyceae; Mamiellales; Bathycoccaceae. The transcript has a single exon.